UUUGGCCCAUCUCAACCGAAGGAGGCAAAGACGCAACGCGAGGUCUCAUGGGCGACCGGGCCAUUCGUCGUCUCCGUUGUCUUUGUUGCAGAUCGGUGCUCCUCUCACCACCAGGCCGCCACAGCUCGCCGGCUUUCCCCUCCCUGCCAUCGAGCACCACCUGGUACGCUCUCCGCUUGAUCUCCCCUUCCUGCUGCGGAGCCGUGCGAGCAAACCUUAACGUAGUCCGUAGAGCAAACAGAGCAAGGAAAUAGUUUAAGAAUGGCUGCGCGGAGCAGUUCUAUGGUUGCCGAGGAUGACUACGAGACGGAUCAGAAGAAGCAAGCUGCUGCAGAUGUUCUUUUUCACUAUUCACAAUUUGUUAUGGUUUGCAUUGGUGAGGAUGUUCGCCCUACUGAUCUCAGGUUACAUCUUAUGAAGGAAGUUUCAGGAAUGUCCACUUCUCUGAAGGAGCCUCAACAGGCUGCUGCCUCACCGGCUUCCAGUGGGGAACCGUCUUCCUCUGGAACGAUGAAAGGUGACAAGAAUGAAAUCUCCUAAGCUUCAUAAAUUAUUAUCCAACUCAGGACUUCUUCUGUUCCUUACGCACUGAGAAGAUUGUAAUGUUCAGAACUUCGGAUGAUGAGGCUUACUUGCAAUAUAGGAAUGUAAAUAUGUUAGGAACAUUGUUCAUAGCUGUCUGCUGUUCUGCUGCUUUAGCUUCUUUCGUGACAGCCUGCUUCAUGUAUGAAACUUUGAAUCCAUUUUUAUUCAGGGGGCAGUAACGUAAAUGCUGCUGUAUUUUUUUUUAAAUGGCAGGUGAAUAUUGUAUUCUGAAUAAGUCAUGUUUACUAGAAUCGUUGCUGUGGCUUUGAUUGGA
Zea mays is the source of this 859-nucleotide messenger RNA. RefSeq lists its product as uncharacterized. The record is from RefSeq and is a predicted model, not a curated record. NCBI's taxonomy places the organism in Eukaryota, Viridiplantae, Streptophyta, Magnoliopsida, Poales, Poaceae. Bases 262 to 540 code for a protein of 92 amino acids. The transcript has 4 exons.